Neurospora tetrasperma FGSC 2508 is the source of this 831-nucleotide messenger RNA. RefSeq lists its product as uncharacterized. Lineage: Eukaryota; Fungi; Ascomycota; Sordariomycetes; Sordariales; Sordariaceae. The transcript is spliced from 2 exons. The record is from RefSeq and is a predicted model, not a curated record. The coding region runs from base 1 to 831 and encodes 276 amino acids.
AUGGCAAUUGGAUUCCCCGAUGAUCGUCAGUUGAAGGACCGGCCCGAGCCGCGGGACAAAGUCAACAGCCCUGAGACCUCCAGCGACCAUGACACUCACCAUGAUAUGAACAGCAAGACCCGUGUGGCUUCAGACUCACCGAGAAGUUCGCUCUCCAUGACCCUGUCUUUCCUCACCACCAUCCGCACUCUCUUCACCACCUUGCCCUCUCUCCCCCUCAGCAGUCCCAUUUGGACCUUUCUUGAACACCUCUACCACCUUCCCAACCCCCCUCCGCCGCGAGUCCGGGACCCAUCCCGCCCCAUGCGCAUCAUCUGCGUCGGUUUCCCCCGCACCGGCACCGAGUCGCUCGCCCAAGCCCUCUCCCACCUCGGAUAUUCGCACGUUUACCACGGCUGGGACAUUGUUUACGACCCUUCCGAUCUCUGUUACUCUCCCGGUUGGGUAAGACUGGCCAGGAAGAAGUUCUACCCUGUUCAAGGUGACCACUCCCAGUCCCAGCCGGUGAUAACGAGAGCGGAAUUUGAGGAGUUGCUAGGCCAUUGUCAGGCCGUGACCGAUGCGCCAGCGUCCGUGUUUGCUGCAGAGUUGAUAGCUGCCUACCCCGAAGCCAAGGUGGUGUUGAAUAUGCGAAGGGAUGAAGAGCAGUGGCAGGAGUCAUUGGUGAAAACAAUCAUCAAGGCGAACGAGAGUUGGGGGUUUUGGAUUGCGAGUUGGUUGGAUCGAGAGUGUUUCUGGGCGUGGCAUGUGUAUGAACGGUUUCUGUGGCCGUCACUGUUUAGAUGUGUUGGUGGUUAUGGGGAGUUGAGCAGAGUGAGCAUUGCAACAUGA